AUGCCUUUUGGUUUGACUAACGCGCCGGCAGCCUUCAUGAGAUUGAUGAACGACGUGUUCAGGGAGUAUUUGGACGUGUUCGUCAUUAUAUUUAUUGAUGACAUUUUGGUGUACUCGAGGAGUCAGGAGGAGCAUGCGACUCACUUGAGGUUGGUUCUGGAGAAGCUUCGGGAGCAGAAGCUUUUUGCUAAGUUGAGCAAGUGCAGUUUCUGGCAGCGAGAGAUGGAUUUCUUGGCCACAUUGUUUCUGCAGAGGGAGUUUCUGUGGAUCCGGCUAAGAUUGAGGCUAUCAGAGAUUGGCCUAGACCUAGUAGUGCCACAGAGAUCAGAAGUUUUCUGGGUUUGGCAGGAUACUACAGGAGGUUCGUCAAGGGGUUUGCUACCAUGGCGCAGCCUAUGA
Messenger RNA from Microthlaspi erraticum, 399 nucleotides. Lineage: Eukaryota; Viridiplantae; Streptophyta; Magnoliopsida; Brassicales; Brassicaceae. The record is from the annotation of a GenBank genome assembly.